CAGACAGGUACGGAAGCCCGGAGCUGACAGAAAGGAUAGCGAAAUCCGGGCGGGACUGAACUGGAAAGGGGCAGGCAUGUAUUGAGGAGCGAGAGACGUUACUGGGAUUGUUUAAUCGCCAAUAAAACAGUAGGCGCUGUUACAUGACUGUCCAUUCGCAGCUUUCUGUUUAUGGCGUUCAUCAUGAUGAAGAAAAAGAAGUUUAAGUUCCGGGUGGAUUUCGAGUUGGAUGAGCUGUCGUCUAUCCCGUUUGUUAAUGGAAUACUGUUCUGUAAGAUCCGCUUACUGGAUGGCGGUAGUUUCAGUGCAGAAUCGUCACGGGAAGUUGUCCAAGCCAAUUGUGUACACUGGAAGAAGACAUUCUCCUUCAUGUGCAAAAUGAGCGCUAGUGCAGCCUCCGGUGUCCUUGACCCGUGUGUUUGCAGGGUGUCUGUGCGCAAGGAAUUAAAAGGAGGGAAAGCAUAUGCAAAGCUGGGCUUUGCAGAUUUGAACCUUUCGGAGUUUGCUGGCUCUGGUAACACAAUCAGACGUUGCCUUCUUGAGGGUUACGACACCAAGAACACACGGCAAGAUAACUCCAUCCUAAAGGUUGGGAUCAGCAUGCAGCUCAUGUCUGGGGACCCCUGCUUUAAAACGCCGCCUUCUACAGGCACCUCAAUUGCAACCCCCGGGGACACAGACUCCUUGCAGGAAGACCGAAAAGGCAGAGAAACCAAGAAACUACAUCUGGGAGUUGCAGACCUGUCGUCCAAGAGUGCCUCAGUCCCUGAUGAGCUAGGAGCAUGUAGACAUUCUCGAACAUCAAGCUAUGCCAGCCAGCAAUCCAAAGCUUCAGGGUACAGCACCAGCCAUUCGAGAUCUUCCAGCCUGUCUGAGCUGAGCCACCGGAGGAACACAUCCGAGGGUAGCGCGUCCACAGGGAUCGGCAGCAUCCCGGAGCCAAACGACGAAGACACUAAUAAAGUCCCUUCGUUCAGCACAGAAAUUGCAGAAGGAUCAUCUUCUGAAAAGCUGAACAGGCUUCCAGUAAAACAGGACUCUGUAGAGUCGCAAUUAAAACGAGUAGAUGCCACCAGAGUUGACGCAGAUGACGUUGUUGAAAAGAUCCUUCAAAGUCAAGAUUUCUCUUUGGAUUCAAGUGCUGAAGAGGAAGGUCUGAGGCUUUUUGUCGGCCCUGGAGGGAGCACAGCCCUUGGAAGUCAUCACCUGCCACACAGGGUUGGAGCAGGAGCAUAUGAACAAGUAGUUAUAAAACGCUAAGAAAAUCUGCCUUCCAAGGAAAACCGCCCCAUCGGUGGACAUGUCGUUCUCCUAUCCAGCCGGGAAAUUUUAACGUGCUGUAGAAUGUUCUGUUGGAACAGAAUUGCAGGGGUUAACGGGACGGAACAAUCCAAGAUACUGCCUUAAUUGGUUCAAUUUUUAAUCCCUUCUUGGAACGGAAGAGUUAACCCUUGGCCUGCCAGAGUAAAAUAAUGGCAAUGCAAUGGUUACUGUAGUGGCUGGAAAAAUAUGGACAUUGUUUUGGAUACCUAUGCUUUAAAAUCUCAAAUAUUGUUAAAACAGGUAAGGUCGUAGAACAUUGGUGUGCCACUGUUGCUAGUCGUUAAUAAAUACUAUGUACAG
This is a messenger RNA of Spea bombifrons (plains spadefoot toad), 1623 nucleotides long. It is a transcript of the gene EEIG2, whose product is annotated as EEIG family member 2. Bases 172 to 1260 code for a protein of 362 amino acids. NCBI's taxonomy places the organism in Eukaryota, Metazoa, Chordata, Amphibia, Anura, Pelobatidae. The record is from RefSeq and is a predicted model, not a curated record. The transcript has 12 exons.